Exophiala oligosperma is the source of this 722-nucleotide messenger RNA. RefSeq lists its product as uncharacterized. The coding region runs from base 173 to 370 and encodes 65 amino acids. The record is from RefSeq and is a predicted model, not a curated record. The transcript has 3 exons. Lineage: Eukaryota; Fungi; Ascomycota; Eurotiomycetes; Chaetothyriales; Herpotrichiellaceae.
AGCGGAUUGACUCUGUUAUCUGACCAAAGUGACCCUUUUGUUUCCCCUCAACGGCACUUAUACGACCUAGCACUACUCAUACCCUUCCGGUCGCUAUCCUGUGUACUCUCAACUGUCUGUUCGCUGCAUAUCGAAGUCUACUUCUCGUCUCAAUACUUGUCGAGACGCAAACAUGACUCGAGGCAAUCAGCGGGACAAGGCUCGCGAAAAGAACAUGAAAGAGCAAGCUGGACAGAAAAAGAAGAACACACAAACCGGGACCGAGUUUCAGCGGGCGAAAGAGGCGCAGGCUGCCAUUAUGCGAGAAAAGCAAGCAAAAGCCGAAGCAGCGAAAAAGACAACAGAUGCAGCCUCGACGAAGAAGAAAUGACAUGAGCCAUGAAGUUGUCUCAUGACAGCAACGUAUAGAAAACACCAUCAUCCCAACAUGCGGCAAUCUCAUCGAUACAGCUCGCACCCGUUUUGUAAAGCGUUAGCAGGGAGUUUACGGGAGGCGCAUUCUCACUACAGACAACCGCAGAAACUCAGGACUGGAAUUGGCUACCACUCGUAGAUGUUCACGUUCAGAGCUUUGAGGGGCCGUACUAAUACGUCUCAUUUCUUGUGUGUUAGUCUUCUUUCGAUCCUCCAUCGUGUUUAGUCUUUUCCUCAUUGUCUUGUGAAGCAGUAUUGCCCAAGAUUUUGUGUGACCUACCAGGGAUAAGUCACAGGGAUAAGUCGAG